Molecule: messenger RNA, 10565 nt
Organism: Sphaerulina musiva SO2202
Lineage: Eukaryota; Fungi; Ascomycota; Dothideomycetes; Mycosphaerellales; Mycosphaerellaceae
Product: dynein heavy chain
Exons: 2
Coding region: 1-10275 (3424 amino acids)
Biological process (GO): microtubule-based movement
Cellular component (GO): dynein complex
Molecular function (GO): dynein light intermediate chain binding; ATP binding; minus-end-directed microtubule motor activity
Source: RefSeq, a predicted model, not a curated record
AUGCCAUUGCAACACUGUCCCAAAAGCGCCCAUCUUGAGACUCUGCAACGAGCCAUUGACACGCUCAACCUCGAGGCUUACUCGAACAUUGCAUACUGGGUCGAGAGGACAAACGACAAAGUCGUUGAGACUCUACACGCGAGGUUGCGCCAGGCACUCAAGGAUUGGACUGACGACUUUGAGAAUGGGUAUGGCGCAGAGCAGCAGUCAUCCCGAGAGGCAGGUACACCGAACAUCGAAACCUUUGCACACGACAUUGUCAUGCAGAGUCAGCUAAUCCAGCUGGAGCCGCCGCUUGAGGACGCAAAAGUUGGCUGGCUCGACAAUCUUCAUACCUGGCUGUCGAUCGUCUGCAGCCUUCCUAAAUUGCAGGCUUCUCGCUUCGAGACUGCGCUAGCUAUUAGGUCCUCCUCGACUGCCGCUACUUAUUCGGAGCUACCCAUCAUGUGUAUAGACACACUUGCUGAAUUGUACGAGCGCAUUGAGGCCAAGCUGAGCACUGCCCAACUCUAUGUUGACGAGUGGCUGCAAUUUCAGUCGCUGUGGGAUCUGCAGCUCGGCCAGAUCCAGGAUGAUCUUGGUGAAGAGCUCGAUUUGUGGCUGCAGCUGAUUCUUGAGAUCCGCCAGAAGCGAGAAACAUUUGACACAUCCGGGAUGCGCCGGUCUUUCGGUCCCCUUGUGAUCAACUACGAGCAGGUACAGGCCAAGGUCAAUGCCAAGUACGAUCAGUGGCAGCAUGAUCUACUAGCUCAUUUCUCGACGAUGUUCGCAACUCGGCUCGUUGAUGUUUACAGUGAGCUGCAGCGAGCCAGGAAAGAUCUGGAGGGUCAAUCGAUGCAGGCCUCAUCGACGUCCCAAGCGGUCUCCUUCAUUACAGUAGUCCAGACAUGCAAGCGACAGACCAAGAUUUGGGAACCGGAGAUGGACACAUUCAGACAAGGACAGCAGACUUUAUCCCGACUGCGAUUUCAGUAUCCCAAGGACUGGCUGCAUGUGGAACAAGUUGAUCACGAGUGGGCUGCUCUUGUCGAAGUGCUCGAGAAGAAAAGCAAGCAAAUUAACGAUCACACAGAGGGUCUACGCACCAAGAUUGUGGCCGAAGAUGGCGUCGUCUCUCGCCGCAUUGCAGAAAUGACGGAGAAGUGGCAGGAGCAACGUCCAGAGUCUGGGUCGACGCCCCCAGCCGAGGCCGUAGCCAGUCUUGAAGGCUUUGACAAGGAGUUGACUCAGCUACAGGAACAGCACGACAUGGUCGCAAAAGCCAAGGAAGCGCUUGAGCUACCCUCGAGUCCUGACAACAUGCUUGCAGACCUGCUGGCGGAGGUGCAAGACUAUAAAUCGGUUUGGGCGAAUUUGACUGUGGUCUGGGAUCAGCUCAGCGAGCUCAGAGAUCAGCCAUGGAACAGUAUCCAGCCUCGCAAGCUUCGCCAGAGCAUUGAAAAUCUCAUCAAGACAACGAAGGAAAUGCCCAGUAGAAUGCGCUCCUACGCCGCCUUCGAGCACUUGCAGCAACAUCUGAGACAACUGCUUAAGGUCAACCCACUGCUCACCGAGAUGCGAUCUGAUGCUGUUCGGGAAAGACAUUGGACCAAGAUCUUCAGGAACCUAGCGCCUUCGAAGCGCUAUUCCCCUCUGUCAAUGAGUCUUGGUGACGUUUGGGAUCUGCAACUCGGCCCUAGUGAGUCUAUCAUCCGGGACGUGAUCACACAAGCGCAAGGAGAAAUGGCACUGGAAGAGUUUGUUCGCGGCGUGCGCGAACAGUGGCAAAACUACUCCCUGGAUCUGGUCAACUAUCAAUCCAAGUGCCGACUAAUUCGAGGUUGGGAUGAUCUUUUCGCCAAAUGCAGUGAUCACCUUAACUCUCUGCAGGCCAUGCGACAUUCUCCGUACUAUAAGGAGUUUGAAGAGGAAGCCUCAUCCUGGGAAGAUAAGCUCAACCGUAUCCACGUACUGUUCGAUGUGUGGAUCGAUGUUCAGCGUCAAUGGGUCUACCUCGAAGGUGUCUUCACUGGUAAUGCUGAUAUCAAGCACUUGUUGCCUGUGGAGUCGUCGCGCUUCGCCAACAUCAAUAGCGAGUUUAUGGGCGUUCUCAAGAAAGUGUACCGUUCGCCUCUGGUCCUGGACGUACUCAACAUCCCGGAUGUGCAGAAGUCACUCGAGCGAUUGGCUGAUCUGCUCAACAAGAUCCAGAAAGCGCUUGGGGAGUACCUAGAGAAAGAGAGAGUGGCGUUUCCGCGUUUCUACUUUGUUGGUGACGAAGACCUUCUUGAGAUCAUUGGUAACAGUAACGACACUGUGCGUGUCGCAAAGCACCUGCGAAAGAUGUUCGCGGGCAUUAACGGCCUCUUGCUUGAUGACGAACAAAACAUUCUGGGUCUGCAAUCACGUGAAGGAGAAGAAGUCCUGUUCAAGACCCCCAUCUCACUCAUCAAGACACCCAAGAUCAACGACUGGCUUCGAGCGUUGGAGAAUGGCAUGCGGGAGACGCUCUCUGAGCUACUGGUCGAGGCUGUGGCCGAGUAUGAGUUACUUGACGACAGUGACAAUACUGCCUUUGAAGGUUUCAUAGAGAAGUACCCUGCUCAGAUUGGCGUGCUGGCAACACAAGCAUACUGGACAGCACAGGUGGAGGCCGCUCUUCAGCAGGACGGAGCUCUCUUGCAAAAGUUGUUUGAGACGCAAGUCAGCAAGCUAAGGUUCCUGGCUACCAUUGUGCUGAAGGAACUGACGCCAGUGCAUCGCAAAAAGUGCGAGCAGUUAAUCACUGAGUUUGUGCAUCAGCGAGACAAGAUUGAGCAGCUGAUUGAAGGCGGUGCCGACUCGCCAGGCCAUUACUUGUGGCUACUGCAGAUGCGCUAUGAAUUCACAGCCAGCGCGCCUCCUCUUGAACGAAUGCAAGUUCAGGUUGCGAACGCCACCCUUGCCUAUGGAUUCGAAUACCUUGGCGUGCCAGAGCGUCUUGUUCGUACUCCUCUGACUGACCGCUGCUUCCUGACUCUCAGUCAAGCACUCUGCCAACGGCUUGGCGGUUCGCCAUAUGGACCAGCCGGUACUGGUAAGACUGAGUCUGUUAAAGCUCUUGGUGUGCAGCUUGGUCGCUUCACCUUGGUCUUCAACUGUGACGAUACCUUCGAUUUCCAAGCCAUGGGCCGUAUCUUCCUCGGUCUGUCACAGGUUGGCGCAUGGGGUUGCUUCGAUGAGUUCAACAGACUUGAAGAGCGAAUUUUGUCUGCUGUCUCGCAGCAGAUUCAAAACAUCCAAGUGGGCCUUCGCAAGCGUGCGCUAAAUGACAACGCGCAGAUCGAACUCAUUGGUCGGCAGCUGAAGGUGCAUCCCUUGACAGGAAUGUUCAUCACCAUGAAUCCUGGCUAUGCUGGACGUUCGAACUUGCCAGAUAAUCUGAAGAAGCUGUUCCGCAGUGUCGCAAUGUCGAAGCCCGACAAAGAGAUCAUUGCAGAGGUCAUGCUGUUUUCGCAAGGGUUUUCAGAGGCCAAGACGCUGUCCAGACAGACCGUCCCAUUCUUCGACAAGUGCAGCGCGGGAUUGUCCAAGCAACCACAUUACGAUUUCGGUCUUCGUGCGCUGAAGAGUGUGCUUGUCAGCUCUGGGGGUCUCAAGCGUACGCGACUUGCUAUUGGUGGUGCAGAGGGCGCCGACGUGGUGGUGGAGCCGCAAAUUAUCGUUCAGAGCAUUCGCGAAACCAUAGCACCGAAACUCGUACGAAAUGAUGCUCUACUCAUGCAAGAGAUCGAGGAGGAAGCUUUCCCUGGCGUGAAGUACAUGCCUGCACCGCUAGAGAAGCUGCGCGCUGCCCUUGAAGAAGUCGUCGAAGAGCGGAAGCUGGUUGCUACAGACUCGUGGCUAACUAAGGUGUUGCAGCUAUAUCAGAUUCAGAGCCUGCAUCACGGUGUCAUGAUGGUCGGAAACUCCGGCACGGGCAAGUCUACUGCGUGGCAAUCAUUGCUUGCUGCCCUACAAAAGGUCGACGGCAUCGAGGGCGUAUGCCAUGUCAUCGAUCCCAAAGUCAUGUCAAAGGAGAGUUUGUACGGAAGUCUCGACAGUACGACCCGCGAAUGGACUGAUGGCCUAUUCACGAGCAUACUACGCAAAGUCGUAGACAACCUCCGUGGUGAAGAUACUAAGCGGCACUGGAUCGUUUUCGAUGGCGACGUCGAUCCUGAGUGGGUCGAAAAUCUGAAUUCCGUGCUCGAUGACAACAAGCUGCUGACGCUGCCAAAUGGUGAGCGCUUGGGUCUGCCCUCAAAUGUGCGAGUCAUGUUCGAAGUCGAAACCCUACGAUACGCUACUCUGGCGACUGUUUCGAGAUGUGGUAUGGUGUGGUUCAGCGACGACACUGUUGACAUUGAUGUCAUGCUCUCGAGGUACAUUGCUCAAUCACGGACUGCUACUUUUGAGGAUCUGGAAGAAGACUCUGGGACGGCUACAUCUGCGGAAUCGAGACUUGCGGUACAGAACCUGAUGGCCGAGAUACUGAGCCGACGACUGACGGAAAACGAGUUCGUGAGAAAGAGCCUGGAGCACUGCGCGGGCAUGAAGCACAUCAUGGAGUUCACGUCAAUUCGCGCGAUUGGCACUCUUUUCUCUCUGCUGCGCAAGGCAUGUCGUUCUGUGCUCGAAUACAACGUCUCACACGUCGACUUCCCUCUUGGCGACGAGCAGAUCGAGGCAUAUCUCUCGAAGAAGGUUCUGCUAGCUGCUGUCUGGUCCUUUACAGGUGAUUGCCCACUUCUAGAUCGCAAAGCAUUUGGCGACUACUUGGCUGGUCUGGCCACACUUGACAUGCCCGUGCUCUCCGAAACAACAUCGCUUAUCGACUACGAUGUCACCCUUCCAGAAGCCAGCUGGACUUCGUGGCAGAACCAAGUACCUACCAUCGAGGUCAAUACACAUUCGGUCACACAGACCGACCUAGUCAUUCCGACUCUGGAUACUGUUCGACAUGAAGACGUUCUGUACUCGUUCUUAGCAGAACACAAGCCUCUCCUACUUUGUGGUCCCCCUGGGUCUGGUAAGACGAUGACACUCUUCAGCGCCUUGCGCAAGCUACCAAAUCUGGAAGUCGUUGGCCUCAAUUUUUCCAGUGCAACGACGCCAGAACUGCUCGUCAAGACCUUAGAACAGUACUGUGACUACAAGAAAUCCCUCAGUGGUGUCACGAUGGCACCUCGGCAGAUUGGCCGAUGGCUUGUUGUUUUCUGCGAUGAGAUAAACUUGCCAGCACCAGAUAAAUAUGGCACCCAGCGCGUCAUAUCUUUCCUCCGACAACUAGUCGAACACGGCGGUUUCUGGCGCACCUCGACCAAGAGCUGGGUUAGCCUGGAGCGGAUUCAAUUCGUUGGUGCCUGCAAUCCUCCAACGGAUGCUGGCCGUACUCCUCUCGGCCUCCGUUUCCUGCGACAUGCUCCGCUGAUUAUGGUCGACUAUCCUGGCGAGCUCUCUUUAAAGCAAAUCUAUGGCACGUUCAAUACUGCUGUUCUUAAGAUCAUCCCCACUUUACGAGGAUAUGCAGAUGCCUUGACGCAAGCUAUGAUUCAAGUCUAUCUCAUGUCGCAGAAGCGCUUUACUCCGGAGAUCCAGCCGCACUACGUCUAUUCCCCGCGUGAGUUGACGAGGUGGGUGAGAGCCAUGUAUGAAGCAAUCCGACCACUCGAAACGCUUUCUCUCGAAGGCUUGCUUCGUAUCUGGGCACAUGAGGCGCUCCGUCUGUUCUCCGAUCGGCUUAUCGCUGAUGACGAGAGGCAGUGGACUGAAGACACCGUGAAUAGUGUUGCGCUCGAGCACUUUCCCAACCUGGACGAGGAGACGGCCUUGCAGAGGCCUAUACUAUUCUCGAAUUGGCUGUCGAAAAACUACGUCCCUGUGGCACGCGAUCAAUUGCGAGAUUUCGUGAAAGCCAGAUUGAGAACCUUCUGCGAAGAGGAACUCGAUGUGCCGCUUAUAUUGUUCAAUGAUGUGCUGGAACAUGUACUUCGUAUUGAUCGAGUUUUCCGACAGCCUCAAGGACAUCUGAUCCUGAUUGGUGUUAGUGGAAGUGGCAAGACUACGUUGUCUCGCUUUGUGGCUUGGAUGAACGGACUUUCCGUCUUUCAGAUCAAAGUGCACGGCAGGUACUCCUCUGAGGACUUCGACGAGGAUCUCCGAGUGGUUCUGCGACGCUGUGGUACCAAGGGGGAAAGAAUAUGCUUCAUCAUGGACGAAUCGAAUGUGCUCGACUCUGGAUUCCUGGAGCGUAUGAACACUCUCCUAGCCAAUGGUGAGGUUCCGGGUCUUUUCGAAGGUGAUGAGUAUGCCACUCUUAUGACUGCUUGUAAAGAAGGUGCUCAGCGACAAGGUCUUCUGCUGGAUUCUCAAGAGGAGCUGUACAAGUGGUUCACGCAGCAGAUCGUACGGAACCUACAUGUUGUGUUCACGAUGAACCCACCUUCUGAAGGCCUCGGAUCGAAGGCGGCAACUAGUCCUGCUUUGUUCAACCGUUGCGUGCUCAAUUGGUUCGGCGACUGGUCCGAUCAAGCGCUAUACCAGGUCGCAUACGAACUUACGCAAUCGGUGGAUAUCGAGAAGGCCAAUUACGCAUGCCCAGAUAGCCUACCGAUCGAGUUCGACCAGCUGGAGAUGCCCCUUUCGCACCGGGAUGCUGUUGUCAAUGGCAUGGUUCACGUUCAUCACUCGUUGCGCUCUUUCAAUGAUCGCCUGAUGCGACAGCAGAAUAAGCAGACAUUCUUGACUCCAAGACAAUUCUUGGACUUUGUUGCUCAAUUUGUCAAGCUUUUUAACGAGAAGCGUGACGAUCUCGAGGAACAGCAACGCCACCUGAAUGUUGGUCUAGAUAAGCUUCGAGAGACUGUCCAGAAGGUGUCCGAGCUGAAGAGGAGCCUAGCGGAGAAGAAGACCGAGCUCGAGAAGAAGGACAUUGAAGCGAGUGAGAAGCUGCAGCGUAUGGUGGCCGAUCAGCGAGAAGCGGAACAGAGACGUGCCGCAUCGCUUGAGAUCCAGGCUGCACUCGAAAAGCAAGAGAAGGAAGUCGCGACGCGGAGAGAAGUGGUGCUGAAUGAUCUCGCAAAGGCUGAACCUGCUGUGGAAGAGGCGCAGAGGAGCGUCAGUAAUAUCAAGCGUCAACAUUUGACUGAAGUGAGGUCUAUGCAGAACCCCCCUGCCGGCGUCAAGCUUGCGUUGGAGUCUGUUUGCACGCUGCUUGGACACAAGGCUACAGAUUGGAAGACGAUUGUCAGCAUUGUGAGGAGAGAUGACUUCAUCGCAAGCAUUGUCGGCUAUGACAAUGAACGCCAGAUGACGCCAAACUUGAGAUCAAAGAUGGAGGCGGAAUACUUGUCCAAAGAUGACUUCACUUUUGAGCGAGUCAAUCGCGCAUCCAAGGCUUGCGGUCCACUCGUGCAGUGGGUAGAAGCCCAGGUCAAUUAUUCUGCCAUCCUGGACAGAGUCGGUCCUUUGCGUGAAGAAGUCGACCAGUUACAGGAAGAGGCUUUGCAGACCAAAGCGGAGGCAAAGGCCAUUAUGAACACUCUCGAGGAGCUUGAACAGAGCAUUGCAACGUACAAGUCUGAGUAUGCAUCGCUCAUCAGCCAGACUGAGGCGAUCAAGGCUGAGAUGACUCGUGUGCAAUCCAAAGUAGAUCGCAGCAUGCGCCUACUGAACAGCUUGUCAUCGGAACGUGGUCGUUGGGAAGAGAGCAGCAAGACAUUCCAGGUGCAAAUGGAGACCAUCAUCGGCGAUGUUUUCUUGGCUUCCGCCUUCUUAGCAUAUGCUGGUCUAUACGAUCAGCAGUAUCGUCGUGCCAUGCUAGAAGAUUGGUCACUGCAACUAUCUGCUUCGGGCAUCUCCUUCAAGCCGCAGAACGCACUUUCCGAAUACCUUUCGACUGCGGACGAGAGACAACAAUGGCAUGAAAAUGCACUGCCGGUUGAUGAGCUUUGCACGGAGAAUGCCAUUAUGUUGAAGAGAUACAAUCGCUAUCCGCUCAUCAUCGAUCCGUCUGGACGUGUGACAGAUUUCUUGCAGAACGAGACGAAAGAUCGGCGUCUCACUGUCACGAGUUUCCUGGACGGCUCGUUCGUGAAGCAGCUCGAAAGUGCUUUGCGUUUUGGCAAUCCAAUUCUCAUACAGGAUGCGGAGCACAUUGAUCCAAUACUCAACCAUGUGCUGAACAAGGAGUAUCAGCGCACCGGUGGCCGUGUGUUGAUACAGCUUGGUAAACAAGAGAUCGACUUCUCGCCUGCUUUCAAGCUGUACUUGUCAACCAAAGAUCCUUCAGCGGCGUUUGCGCCGGAUAUCUGCAGCAGGACCACUUUCGUCAACUUCACUGUCACGCAGAGCAGUUUGAAAACCCAGACACUGAACGAGGUUCUGAAGUCCGAACGCCCAGAUGUUGAUGAGCGAAGAUCGAAUCUUGUCAAGAUGCAAGGCGAAUUCACGCAACGACUGCGACGCCUCGAACGAAUGUUAUUGCAGGCACUCAACGAGUCGCGCGGCAACAUUCUGGACGAUGAAAAUGUUAUCAACACCCUCGAGAAGCUCAAGAACGAGGCUGCAGAGAUCACGACAAAGGCUUCAGAGACGGAGGGUGUCAUGAACGAAGUCAACACCAUCAUGAACACCUACGACAUCAUUGCGCGGUCCUGCUCGGCCAUCUUUGCGGUUUUGGAACAACUGUACCACGUCCACCACUUCUACCAGUUUUCCCUGCAGUACUUUGUGGACAUUUUCGAAUCGGUGCUACGUGCAGCUCGCGAAUCUGCGGAGCGCGAUCCAAAGCGACGCAUUGAUACCAUCGUGCGUUCGCUUUUUGCCAAGACAUACAACGAGACCUCAGCUUCGUUGUUGCAGAAGGACCGGCUGACAUUCGCUGUACUUCUCGCGCAAGCUGCGCCCUUCCCCAUGGAUAAGAGCUUGAUCGACCUCGUCUUGGACGAAAGCAUCGUCGGCGGAGAUGUCACCUCAGAUCCCGGGCAGAAGGCCAAGGCCGUGGCUGUCGCCAUGCGGGUCAAGGGCAUCAAGGACCUGGUCACAGAUAUUGAGUCGCCAGAAUGGGAGAAAUUCUUAGCAACCGAACAAGCGGAGACUUGUGUUCCUGGCAUUGCAGCAGCCGGCGGAAGCGAGAACGACAAAGCCCUCAAAGAGCUCUUGCUGGUCAAGCUGUUCCACUUGGAUCGGCUUGUACCAGCGACGGAGCGAUUUGUGAACGUCGUGUUCGGCCAAGAUUUCCUGGACGUGGCGGAAAACCUCGGCAGAAUUGUCGACGAACAGAUUGCCAGCUCACCCAUCGCUCUCUGCUCGACUCCUGGGUUCGACGCCAGCUACAAGGUUGACCAACUCGUUGAGCGACAGAAUGCGAGCUGUACCAGUGUCGCCAUGGGUUCGCAAGAAGGGGUCUCCAGCGCCGACGCUGCGCUCGCUGGAGCUGCAGCCAAUGGCUCGUGGGUCUUGAUCAAGAACGUCCACCUUGCCACAGAAUGGCUGCAGAACCUGGUCAAGCGCAUCGACUCACUCAAGCCGAACAAGGAUUUCCGACUGUUCUUGUCGAUGGAGACGAGCCCCAAGAUUCCAUCGAGUCUGCUUCGCGCUUCGCGGGUGCUCAUGUACGAACAGCCUGCGGGUAUUCGCGCCAACAUGAGAGACACUUUGACCUCACUUCCCGACAAGGCCGUUCAGCAACCAGUCGAAAAGGCUCGCGUGCAUUUCUUACUGGCGUUCCUGCAUGCUGUCGUGCAAGAACGACUACGAUACGCCCCUCGACUAGGCUGGAAGAGCUUCUGGGAGUUUAAUGAUGCGGACUUUGAUUGUUCGGCUUUCAUCAUACAAUGGUGGACAGACAAGGUCGCUCGUGGUCGCUCCAAUGUCGCGCCCAAGAGCAUUCCAUGGGACAUGCUACGGUCCCUGAUUGCAGAAAUGUAUGGCGGCAAGAUUGACGAUGCCGGCGAUAUGGCACAACUAAAGGGCUUAGUCAAGAAGACCUUGACAGCCGAGGCGUUUGAGGAUGGCUUCAACCUGAUUGGUGAAGUCGCUGAAGACGAAUCAGUCGGAAUGCCUUUGCCAAGUGGUUCGGCAAAAACGGAUAUGCUACAAUGGGUGAAGGAGUUGCCCGAGCGCGAGCCGCCCACGUAUCUGGGCUUGCCAGGAAAUGCGGAGAAGCUGUUGCUCGUGGCCCACGCGGAAGAGAUGUUGAAGAAUCUGAAGACCGUAAUGGGUGUGCUUGACGAGGGAGAGAGCAUCAUGGCCGAGGCCACCGAAGAGCCCUAGUGAGUGAGUGAGUUUAGAAGCGCAGGAAAUGUAAGAUGAAGAUCAGAGAUUGUUUUGGAGGAAAUGAAGUUCCCUUUGUUUUUUGUGCAUGGAUGAACGGCGUUGAAGCUCGAGACUGAUGUGGUUGCCAUGGGGGCACUGGCAUCGUGUGCAUUUCUGCGUCGAUACCCCCAACUGCUUGAGACUGACAAGAUUUGUGCGAGUGAUUAGUAAUCUCUCUGUCAGUAAGGUGCAAUAGUUGAUAGAGAAACCCCUGGUUGUCAAUAUAUUAGCCUAAUGCAUUUGGAACG